AUGAGGAAGCUGACUGCUGGCUUCCUUCUCUCAUUCCUCAAGGUGCUACUCCUGAAUCCAGCACCUGCCCCAGCCCAGGAUCCGACUUCGAGCUCCACUCCAGGCAGCCCUCUCUCUCCCACCGAGUAUGAACGUUUCUUCGCAUUGCUAACCCCAACUUGGAAGGCAGAGACUACCUGCCGUCUCCGUGCAACCCACGGCUGCCGGAAUCCCACACUCGUCCAGCUAGACCAGUAUGAAAAUCAUGGCUUGGUGCCUGACGGUGCUGUCUGUUCCGACCUCCCCUAUGCCUCGUGGUUUGAGUCUUUCUGCCAGUUUACUCAGUAUCGUUGCUCCAACCACGUCUACUAUGCCAAGAGGGUCCGUUGCUCCCAGCCGGUCUCAAUUCUCUCACCUAACACUCUCAAGGAGAUUGACACUCCAGCCGAAGUCCCACCCACCACAGUGACCUCUCCCAUCUCAUCACAUGUCACAGCCACAGAGCGACAGGUCUUCCAGCCCUGGCCUGAGCGGCUUAACAACAAUGUGGAGGAACUGCUACAGUCCUCCUUGUCCCUGGGAGGUCAGGAACAAGUGUCAGAUCACAAGCAAGAGCAAGGACAAGAACACAAGCAAGAGCAAGGACAGGAGCAUAAACAGGAGGAAGGGCAGGAACAAGAAGAGCAAGAGGAGGAACAAGAAGAGGAGGCAAAGCAGGAGGAAGGACAAGGGACAGAGGAAGGACUGGAGACCAUGUCUGGACUGCAGACAGACCCAGAGCCCAAGUUUCAAUCUGAAUCUUUAUCUUCCAAUCCUUCCUCCUUCACUCCCAGGGUAAGGGAAGUGGAGUCUACUCCUAUGAUGAUGGAGAACAUCCAGGAACUCAUUCGAUCAGCCCAAGAAAUGGAUGAAAUGAAUGGAGCCUAUGAUGAGGAAUCCUGGAAAAGUUCAAACCGUGGCAGCCUCCUGCAGCUGCCCCAUGUGGAAGCCAUGCUGGUGCUGUGCUAUUCGAUUGUGGAGACCGCCUGCAUCAUGACUCCCACUGCUAAGGCCUGGCAGUUCAUGGAGGAGGAAAUCCUUGGUUUUGGAAGGCCGGUCUGUGACAAUCUUGGGCGGAGACACACACCUUCCUGUGCCCUCUGUGACUUCUGCUCCCUAAAACUGGAGCAGUGCCACUCAGAAGCCAACCUGCAGCGGCAGCUGUGCGAUGGCUCCCACAAAACAGCUUUCGUCAGUCCCUUCCUCACAUCCCAGAGCAUAUCUAUUGGCACCCAGACAGGGCCCAAACAAGCAGGCCGCUUUUAUGGGCUGGAUUUGUAUGGCGGGCUCCGUAUGGACUUCUGGUGUGGCCGACUUGCCACAAAGGGCUGUGAAGAUCCCCGAGUCGCCGGCUGGCUGCAGACUGAGUUCCUCAGCUUCCAGGAUGGAGAUUUUCCCACCAAGAUUUGUGACACAGACUACGUGCAGUAUCCAAACUAUUGUGCCUUUAAAAGCCAGCAGUGUCUGAUGAGAAACCAAGAUCGGAAGGUAUCCCGUAUGAGAUGUAUGCAGAAUGAGACUUACAAUGUGAUGACCCAGGCCAAAAGUGAGGAUAUUGUGCUUCGCUGGAGCCAGGAGUUUAGUACCUUGACUCUAGGCCAAGCAGGAUGA
This is a messenger RNA of Chrysochloris asiatica (Cape golden mole), 1629 nucleotides long. It is a transcript of the gene ACRBP, whose product is annotated as acrosin binding protein. The record is from RefSeq and is a predicted model, not a curated record. NCBI's taxonomy places the organism in Eukaryota, Metazoa, Chordata, Mammalia, Afrosoricida, Chrysochloridae. Gene Ontology annotation, molecular function: protein binding. The transcript has 10 exons. Gene Ontology annotation, cellular component: nucleus; acrosomal vesicle. Bases 1 to 1629 code for a protein of 542 amino acids.